UUCCCCCUCUUUCUUUCUCUUUCUUCUAGCGAGGGAAGAAAAUAGGUGGAGAGGAACGCCGCGUGAACCAUGCACUUCUAAGAGGAAAACGUAGCGUUUUAUUCAACACAACAGAUGGUGCUGCGCUUUGAAGAACUGAAGCAGCUGCGGUACCAAAUUUAAUUCGAUGGAGGAGAGCGAGAAAGAGAGAAAGGCUAAAAGACCAAGGAGGGAAACCACAAGCCCCGCCGCUCUGAUUAACGAUGAUGUUCUUCACUGCAUACUGUCAAGGCUUUCGGCCUUUCCCUUCGCCUCAGCCGCCUGCGUUAGCAAGACCUGGAACAGAGUCUGUAAUCGCAUCCUCUCUCGUCCUAAGCUCGCCUCUGCCAUCUCCCUCAAUCCAUCUCCUCUUGCUGCCCUAAGAGAAGUUGUUGAUAAGGUUCUUUCCCAGCCAAUUCGCCCGCAUUUUGCAAUUGCAAACAUUGGCCCUGGAAUGAAGUUGAAACAGACUCUCAAAUUUAUAGUAGACAGGUUGGGAUCCAAUACUCCAAUUGUCGUAUCUUCUGUUAGUGGGGUCAUUGGAAGAGAUGCUGUUACUGAUGAAUUUAAAGAGAUCAAGUGGAGGGGAGAUUUAUCUGAUGAUGAUGAUGAAGGAGUGUAUGCACAUUCUGGCAUUGUUUUGACUGUUGGAUAUGUCCCAGGAAUUAAAGUUGAUGCUAUCCCUCUUUGUAAACCAAAAAAGGCUCCUCGACCGGAAAUGAUUGACAAGUUUGUGAUGGAUAUUAGGAAUUAUACAGCUUCUGUUUCAGGCUGCACAUCACCCAUUGGGAUAAUUAUGUUUGGGGUUGGAGAUUUUGACCAGAAACCUGUUAUUGAGAAGUUGGAUCAUGCCAUGCCCAUGAAAACCAUCAUUGUCGGUGAUGAGAGGUGCCCAUUUUUGUACAAAAGUGGAAACAAUUCAAGAAAUAUUAUUGGUAGUCUAAGAUGCUCUAUUGAUGCUGUCGCUCUUGUUUUUGCAAAUGAUAGAGACAAAGCUCAUGGUAUCGGGGACAUUCGGUUUCAUGUUGCAUUGUCGGAUGGUGUAUUAGCAAUUGGACAAAGCUACAAGGCAGCUUCUGUUAGAGUGAAUGACUCUGAGGGCAGUACAUGGCUCACGGCCAGAAGGGAAAGACAGAAGGAUGUUCUUGAUGGUCAACAACUUCUGGAUGACGUCAAUGCUGAGCUGGAAAAUCAUGUGCAAAUUUUUGAAGAACUUGAUCAAUCUGAGCUAUACAUUGGAGUCACAAAAAGAAGAAACUAUUCGGUUGGCUCAGAGAAGGCAAGGUUGAAGACAUCUUUGGUGUUCCAUGAAGUUAUACGAGGUGAUGAGGAGUACCUUUAUGUUGAUGAUGUUGGUAUCAGAAGUGGUGAUACUUUCCAGUUCUACCUCGCAGAUUCUAGAGCUGCAAAGACAUCAUGUAAUAAUGUCUCCAUGGCCUUCGGAAAUUUGAAAUUAGAUUGGGAAACCAAAAAUUGCAGCUGCAGGGAUGUUGAUAAUGCAAUUAACAAGGAGGAGCCUUUUGGGGGUUUUAUUUUCUCCUGCUGUGGUCGUGGGAAACCUUUCUUUGACCACCGUAAUGUUGACAGUUCCCCAUUUUUGGAGAACUUUCCUGACAUGCCACUAGCAGGUACAUUUUGUUCAGGGGAAAUUGCACGUGGUCAUUCAAGCUCAAUCCGGCUUGGGAGUCAAGAGAAAAGCUCAGUGCAUUGCUGUUUGCAUGUCUACAGCACUGUUUAUCUUGUGAUGUCAUACACUCCAGCACUUGAGGAGUAUUAAAUCUUUCCCCACCAUGGUUUGGUUGAAAAUGAAAUGAAAUAGUUGGAGGUGAUUCGAUGAUAACCAAUUAGUGUCUUUGUCUAGGACAUCAGAUUCUGUUGGUCCAUGCAAGGUUUUUGCAAAGACAUCACCCUAUAGACCUAAUUAAAGGUUACAGUAUGAUCCAAAUAAAAAUGUCAACUAAAGUCUUAUCAGGUCGUUUUCAUCAAUUUAUGUUUAGUAUUGCUGUCUUGGAUUGUGAUAUGGAACUAUAGAUAAAUGCAUCAUCUAGAGAUAUUCCAGUUGAAAAACUUGAAAUACAUUGCAAACAUCUUC
Rubroshorea leprosula is the source of this 2110-nucleotide messenger RNA. The record is from the annotation of a GenBank genome assembly. NCBI's taxonomy places the organism in Eukaryota, Viridiplantae, Streptophyta, Magnoliopsida, Malvales, Dipterocarpaceae.